CGAUGAUAUGUGACUUCGUGAAAAUGGUUACCUCUACCUUUAACUACUUAGGUACCUAGGUCACCAACUGAUAGCAUAUAAAGUAUGAGUACUAAAUCCCGCCGGAGCAUUUUCGGGCUAAUCUUUAUCCCGGUUGCGCCACUGUUAUGGUAGACGGCUUCUGUGAACAACGAGCGACGCUGACGUGAAUCUUGGGAUUAUAAGUUUACCUGGAGCUACUCGAACUCAAUUGCUAUUCAUUAAUGUCACCAUGGUCGGUAGAAAUCCCAGUCCACCCCGCCGACAACGAGCAUGCGCUCCUUGCGCAAGAGUCAGAGCAAAAUGUCACUUCCGGGAAGGGAAUCUGGAGAAGCAUAUUUGCGAUAGGUGUGAGACUAUGAAGAAGGACUGUUUCCCACAGAAUACUAGAAGUCUGAGAAGACCUCGCAGAAUUAACCACGGUAACGGUACAACUUCCGAAGAGCAAGAACAAGUCAUUACUAUGGGCACAAAUAGUUCGCCAGAGUUUACUAUUUUAAGUCAUAGGAACCGGGCACAGCAGCCAGGCCGAGACAGCAAUAACAACCAGAAAGAACUGGGAUAUGACAACUCUGCCAGGAAUCCAACCCAGACAAACGCAAGUUCAGAUAGGGGCACUUCACAGCCUCCAUUUGGGCUAUCAUGGCCACAGGCAGCUCAAGUUCUUAGCCUCUUCCACGAAGGAUUCGCCUCCCAAUUCCCCUUCGUGGCAGUCGGGAGUCAUCACACUGCAGAAUCACUGCACAAAGACAGUCCAUUUCUAUUUCGUGCUAUAAUGAUUGCCGCUGCACCAUUAUCUGAAGCUGGGGUGGCCAAGGCGAGACGCAACAUACUCGCAUAUCUGAGCUUUAGGGUAAUGGUCGAAGAAGACAAGACCUUGGACAUACUACAGGGUGUACUGGUGAUUAUUGCUUGGGCGCACAGGUGUCACAUCGACAAUAGUCAGGUCACCAAUCUGGCGUAUCUUGCUCUUGGCUAUGCACAUAACUUGGGUGUUACACAAGACAUGUUGUCAGCUCAAACAACCAGCGCAGCAACAUCUGACAAAGCACAAAUGACAAAUUUGUUGGCGGCAAUACGAGCUCUUCUCGGACUUUAUUGCGUUCUCUCAAUUAUGUCAACGAGACAAUCACGUCGAAAUCCUCUCGACGUACCCUACGUGGAGUCCUAUCUCAAGAUUGUCUCCCAAGCUCAAGCAACACCAUCUGAUCCUUCAAUAGAGUAUAUCGUUCGGUUCGUUCAGAUGGGUGAGAGACUUUCAAGAAGCUUUGGCGAGCCACAUGAGCGUACGCUGUUAAGCCCAUAUGCUGUGCUUCUCGAAGGAACUGGAAGUCGUUUCCGCAAUGACCUGAGUCGUCUAGCAGAGUCAGUCCCCAAUGGCAAUGUUGAAACAUACAGCCAGACGUUUGAGCUCUACCGUUUGUAUCUCUUAGUGCGUCUCUUUGAGCCAGCAAUUAUCGUGGCAUGCCACCCUGAUGAGGGUGUUCCUCAGUUCGUCUAUCUUUUGACAUGCUUACGCAACUGUCUUCAGGCACUGCAGUCUUUUUUCGACCUUCUUCUUGACUCGCCCGUUGGUCUGCUAUUGCGUCGUUCAAUACUUACCUACGACCAAAUUCUCUAUGUCAUGUUACAAGCUGCAAAGCUACUUCUAGUUGAGAUUCCUGACUGGGAUACUCGGUCUGUUCGACAGACGCUGGAUCUCACCAAUGUACUAGAUCAGAUGGUAUCACGUUAUGAAGAAGCAGAACGAUUGCGCAGGGCAGCGGUGGAACAAUUCGUCUUUUCAGCACUCGAGGAAGAAUCCACGAAUGAGAUGACUAGUACAUCAAAACUGGUAAAGGAAAUACGUUGGCUAAAAUACUGGCUCGAGUCCAGAUUUCAGGGGUCAUCGGGAGAAGUUGAGGAAGAUACAUACCAGGGUGCAUUGAAACCGUCCUGGUCUCUGGGACUCUUGGAAGAAAUGCCAUGGAAGAUUGGAAACAUCUGAUUGAAUUUUUCGCUGUAGUCACCGUUCUUUACCAAAAGCUAGGGUCUGAAGACGUGCAUAUGAACUCAUUAAUGCAUGAACGAGGGGCGGUUGAAAUGAAUGUUCGCAAUUGCAGGGUAUCAUAGUUAAUCUCAGGAAAAAUAAAAUAAAGACA
Fusarium oxysporum Fo47 is the source of this 2159-nucleotide messenger RNA. RefSeq lists its product as uncharacterized. The transcript has 5 exons. Bases 251 to 2005 code for a protein of 584 amino acids. NCBI's taxonomy places the organism in Eukaryota, Fungi, Ascomycota, Sordariomycetes, Hypocreales, Nectriaceae. Gene Ontology annotation, cellular component: nucleus. Gene Ontology annotation, biological process: regulation of DNA-templated transcription. The record is from RefSeq and is a predicted model, not a curated record. Gene Ontology annotation, molecular function: transcription cis-regulatory region binding; zinc ion binding; DNA-binding transcription factor activity, RNA polymerase II-specific.